Messenger RNA from Chinchilla lanigera (long-tailed chinchilla), 589 nucleotides. RefSeq names its product small nuclear ribonucleoprotein D1 polypeptide 16kDa (gene Snrpd1). Gene Ontology annotation, biological process: spliceosomal snRNP assembly; RNA processing. Gene Ontology annotation, cellular component: precatalytic spliceosome; U1 snRNP; SMN-Sm protein complex. Lineage: Eukaryota; Metazoa; Chordata; Mammalia; Rodentia; Chinchillidae. The transcript is spliced from 4 exons. Gene Ontology annotation, molecular function: RNA binding. The record is from RefSeq and is a predicted model, not a curated record. Bases 137 to 496 code for a protein of 119 amino acids.
UCCGCAGCGCUGCGCGCGCCCUUUACGUCGGGAGCCCCUGCAGCAGGCGCUUCCGGCCAUUCAUACGCCCGGCCGCUGGGUCCUCCUGGUUGUAACUUACGCGCUACCAGGCCGAAAGGGUGACGGCGCCGCUAGGAUGAAGCUCGUGAGAUUUUUGAUGAAAUUGAGUCAUGAAACUGUCACCAUUGAAUUGAAGAACGGAACACAGGUGCAUGGAACAAUCACAGGCGUGGAUGUCAGCAUGAACACACAUCUGAAGGCUGUGAAGAUGACCCUGAAGAACAGAGAGCCCGUGCAGCUGGAAACGUUGAGCAUUCGCGGAAAUAACAUUCGCUAUUUUAUCCUGCCAGACAGCUUGCCGCUGGACACGCUACUCGUGGAUGUUGAGCCUAAGGUGAAGUCUAAGAAGAGGGAAGCUGUGGCAGGAAGAGGCCGAGGCCGAGGUCGAGGAAGAGGACGCGGUCGCGGCAGAGGAAGAGGGGGUCCCAGGCGGUAACGCCUCUCAAGAUGACUGUUGCUCAAGUGAUCGGGGAUAUUUUUUGUACAGGUUUUGUUCGUCAGUUUUUAAUAAACGUAAUUGUGGGACAGA